Plodia interpunctella (Indianmeal moth) is the source of this 2228-nucleotide messenger RNA. RefSeq names its product Histamine transporter (gene HisT). Bases 556 to 1962 code for a protein of 468 amino acids. Gene Ontology annotation, cellular component: membrane. The transcript has 8 exons. Gene Ontology annotation, biological process: transmembrane transport; heme export. The record is from RefSeq and is a predicted model, not a curated record. Gene Ontology annotation, molecular function: heme binding; heme transmembrane transporter activity. NCBI's taxonomy places the organism in Eukaryota, Metazoa, Arthropoda, Insecta, Lepidoptera, Pyralidae.
UCAGUCUUUGUACUGUGUUUUACUAAUACAGUCGCCCAUUGAUUUCUGAGAUUCGUUCCGUUAUAGUAAUAGCCUUUUGUGUUGUGAUUUUAUUGGCGCAUCGGAUUUCUCGAAGGCACAGAGUUGGGAUUUUAUCAUAGAAUAAAUCCGCGGCCGUCUGUUGGACUCUCAACAUUAUCAGACAAUAAUCUUGUGUAGAUUAACGACGAAAUACAAGAAACAGACAUAAGAUUGUUAGGCCUAACUCUGUGAUAACGUUCUGUCUUAGCAACUAUAUUAUAAAUCGUCGCGUGUAGUGAUAUAUCAAUAGUGUGUUUUGAAUAUUUUUAUUCAACAGACGACUGAAUGUUUAUGUACAAUAAUUUAAAUGUCCUAGUGAGUCUGAAGCGAGCUGUUGCAUGCAUAGACUGUGAAAACUCGAGUGUUCAUGAUAUUUUAAGUGAUUGUGAUAUAUACGAUGAACAUUAGCACUAUUUAGAUUUAAUGACUAAUUAGUGAAAUAAUUAAAUAGAAAAAAGUGAUUUUAGAUCUUUCAAAAACGAGACAAUCGUAAAAAUGACUGCUGGAAAACAACAAAACGGUCUAAUCAAUCCGUCUGAACCUACUCAACUAUAUUAUCAGAAAGAUGAUUCCAAUAUUAUUACAGGAAGUGUCAUGGAUGGCGUGACAAUAGAAUCAGAAGACAGAAUUUCUCGAUACAACGUGACAAAAUAUAGAUACUUUAUACUGGCAUUGUUCGUGAUAUACUCCGCGUCUAAUUCCAUGCAGUGGACACAGUAUGCUAUUAUAUCAGACAUAGUUACUAAUUAUUACGGUGUGUCAAGUAAUUUAGUGUCCUGGACUUCUAUGGUGUACAUGGUGACAUAUGUGCCUUUAAUAUUUCCUGGAAGCUGGCUCCUCGAUAAAGUGGGACUCCGGAUCACAACAAUCAUAGGCGCGUUCGGGACAUGCGCGGGCGCCUGGCUCAAAGUGUUCUCCGUUCCCCAGGACAUGUUUUGGCUCGGUUUCCUGGGUCAGACCGUGGUGGCGAUCUCCCAGGUCUUCAUAUUGAAUGUGCCACCGAGACUAGCCGCGGUCUGGUUUGGAGCUGACCAGGUCUCGUCUGCAUGCAGUGUCGGAGUCUUUGGGAACCAGCUCGGGGUGGCCAUCGGCUUCUUCCUGCCGCCGAUCCUAGUGCGAGCCCAGGGGACUGUGGAGGAGAUCGGCGCAGACUUCCAGCUCAUGUUCUACCUGGUUGCCGGCUUUACCUCCGUGCUGUUCGUACUCAUCCUACUCUUCUUCAAGAAAGCCCCGCCGUCGCCGCCGUCAGCCGCCGCCGACCUCGGCUCAAGCCUGGACUCCAACUUCCUCCAGUCCAUCAAGAAGCUACUGACCAACAGGAACUAUGUACUGCUCCUCAUCUCGUACGGGCUCAACGUUGGAGUCUUCUACGCUAUAUCCACGCUGCUCAACCAGAUUAUCCUCAACAACUAUCCUGGCGCAAACGCAGACGCAGGUCGUAUCGGAUUAGUGAUCGUGGUGGCCGGCAUGGUGGGUUCUGUGGUCAGUGGGAUGGUGCUCGAUAAGACCCACCGCUUCAAGGAGACAACCCUGGCAGUCUAUGCCGCCUCUGUGAUCGGUAUGGUUAUCUUUACCUUCACUCUGGACUGUGGCAUCAUUGGGGUCGUUUACCUUAGCAGUAUUAUACUUGGCUUCUUCAUGACAGGCUACCUGCCGGUCGGCUUCGAGUUCGCUUCCGAGGUGACCUUCCCCGAGCCUGAGGGCACUACGUCUGGCAUCCUCAAUGCUUGUGUACAGAUAUUCGGAAUGACGCUCACUCUCAGCUACGAGCAAAUGCUGGCUAAGCUCGGCGACCGCUGGUCAAACGUCAUUCUGUGCGCCAUCUUGGCCGUGGGCACCGUCAUCACGGCGCUCAUCAAGUCGGACCUGCGCAGGCAAGCAGCGUCGGAAUACAAAGGAUAAACGUCACAGCGUAGAUCUAGAUUGUCUCAGGAUGAUAUGUUUUGAGGUUAUACGUGGAAGGAAAUACGAUGAUUGAAUAUUCUAGGAGAUUUAUCCCAACAUAUUUUUUUGUGUUAUCCUGAAGAUCUGUUAUGAUUUGGAGUGGAGAAAUCUAUACGAAUAGUUUUUGACAUCGCCAGUGCAAGAUUCUGUAUAUUUCUAUACCAAACGACAAUCGGCAAUAAUCGUCUACAGACGAUGGCUGAAUAGGCUUAGAUCCCUUUGUC